This is a messenger RNA of Rotaria sp. Silwood2, 1515 nucleotides long. The record is from the annotation of a GenBank genome assembly. Lineage: Eukaryota; Metazoa; Rotifera; Eurotatoria; Philodinida; Philodinidae.
AUGUCUGCUAUUCAUAUCGAAAAACUUGAUGAUGAAAAUAUUGUUUUUAAAUUUGCUAAUGGUUCACUGAAAGUAACUAUUCGACAGGGUGAUUUAAGUAAAGAAAUAUGUGAUGCUGUUGUUAAUCCAACAAAAGAAUCGAUGCUUCCCAAUGGAGGAUUGGAUGAAACAAUACAUAAAACGAUGGGUACUCUUUUUGUUAACCAAGUAAUAGCAGUUAGCCAAGAAUUGCAAGAUAAUUCAUGUCCUAUUGGACAAUCACGAAUAUUUGUUGCAAAGAAUCGUCAAAAUCGAAAUAUCGCUCUUUUUGUUAUAAAUACUGUAGGUCCAGUUUAUCAUAGUGAAGAAAAAGAAAAAUCUGCUUUUCUUUUACAAUCAUGUUAUUCUACAUCGUUUGCAUUAGCUAAUCUAUAUUCAUUAACAUCAAUUGCUUAUCCAGCAAUAUCAUGUGGAGCAAAUCAUUUUCCUCCACAAGAAGCAGCACAAGUUGCUAUUGAAUCAGUAAGACAAUAUUCAUGUAAUGUUAAAGAUGUUCGAUUUGUAUUAUUUGAACGGCCAAUCUAUGAUGUUUUUGUUAAAGAAUGGACAAAUUAUUCACAGAAAAUCAAUCAAGCAGCUAAUACUACUACAACUACUACGGGUGAAAGAGAUAGAUUUCGAAUAGCAUCACAAUCAUCAUUGGUUUCAAUUCGAAAUUGUAUUCUUUGUGAUGAACAACAGUUACCAGCUAAUCGAGAACAUUUAUGUACGAAGUGUUCAGAGUCAACGCGUUCAGUGAUAUUUGAUAAAUUUUUACAACGAUUAUGUAUUGCAGCUGAAACCUCAUUUCAUGAACUUGAAAAAGCAUGUAAAUUAUUAAAACCAAUAUUAAAUUAUUAUCCACUUCUAUAUACUCCAGUACAAAAAUUUGAUCAAAGUAUUCAUCCACGUGAUUCUGCUGCUGAGUAUUAUGUACAAAAUCAAUGUAAUAAAGAAUUUCGUAAUACAAUGCCAGUAGCCAUUGUUGGAGAUGGAAAUUGUUUUUAUAAUACAUUUCUUAAAUUAGCUGGAGCUGGUACAACGACUGAAGCAUCAGCAGUUACAUCUAUUGAACUUCGAGCUCGAAAUAUAGUUGAACUUGUUCUUCGUAUAAAUGAAUACAAAACUAAAUAUGAACCAUUACAGAUGAUUCUUGAUGAGUUUGAAGAUUAUGUUCGAAAAGAAAUGGUACAUGAUACACAUUUUGCAGCUAUUUGGGAUCUUCUAAGUAUCCCAACUGUACUUAAUAUUGAUGUUAUAAGUGUUUAUCCCAAAGUGAAUGGUGAUAGUGAUCUACAUUAUCAAAUGCUUAAUGUUAAAAGAUUUAGUCCAUUAACAAGUAAUGAAACAAUAAAUGAUACACAAUCAAAAGUUGACGCACCAAAAACAGUUGGAGAUGUGAAACUUCUUUUUUCACAUUGUAAUAAACCAUUAAAAUUGGGGACUGUAAUACAAAAUUGGAUGCCUAAUCAUUUUGUACCACUUCUCAAUUUGUGA